GAGCCUCAAUAACCAACCUACUGCCGAUAGUCCCCUUUAUCGCUAUCUCAGUUAAUUUGAUACGAUAUAAGUGUCAUAACAGGUUACUUAGGUAUAAAGACAACAAUGUCAGCUGUACCAAGAAUUACGAUACCAGGCACAGAUUUGAAUGUUUCUAGGAUUUGUUUAGGUACCUGGCAGUUCAAUGACAAUAAAGAAACAAAUGCUUGGGAGGCACAGUCAGAAGAGGUUUCGAGAGCUAUAGUUACCAAAUGCUUGGAAGUCGGAAUAAAUUUCUUUGAUACAGCUGAGGGUUAUGCUGGAUCUGAGCAGGUAUUAGGGCGAGCUCUACAGGGUAGACGUAAGGAAGCUAUUAUAGCUACUAAGUUCGGAUUUAGAGAAGGACCUAACACUCCUCCUUAUACUGCUGUACAAAUAGACGAGGCUAUAACAAAGGCUUUGACAAAAUUACAAACAUCCUAUGUAGACUUGCUUCAGAUUCAUUUUCCUAGUUUUGUUGCGGAUGUUAAUGACUGUGUAAAGGAACUCAACAGACAAAUCGCUUUAGGGAGAAUUCGAUAUUAUGGUUUAUCCAACUAUGGUCCUAAAAACUUGAAGAAUUUUCUAGAUUUGGGUGGUAAACCCGUUUCUAAUCAGAUGGGAUACAAUUUAUUAUGGAGAUCAGCCGAGCAUGAAGUUAUACCAUUAUGCAAGGAAAAUAACAUAAGUAUACUGGCUUAUUCGCCGCUGCAACAAGGUCUCCUUACAGGAAAAUUUACCAAACUUGAUGAUGUUCCAAUGGGACGGAGGCUGACUAAACUUUUCCACACAUCUGGAAAUCCUAAAACCAGGCAUGGCCAAGAUGGAGCAGAAGACGAGAUGUUUACGGCAAUUGCUAAAAUGAAGAAUAUAUGUCAGCGAGCCAACGUAGACAUGGGAAAAGCAUCUUUAGCCUGGUUACUGCAGCAAAAAAAUGUACCAGUAGCAAUAACAGGAGCCAGUUCACCAGAACAAAUUGUGAAAAACAUCGAUGUUCCCACUCUACCCCAGAGUGUAGUUCAAGAGCUGACAGAUGCCACAGAACCAGUGAAAGCAAAAAUAGGGAAAGUUCUAGAUCAAUGGGCUCAUCCGGAUAGAUGUGAAUAAUAAUGUUUACAAUCUCUUAUAUAGUAUACCAAAAAACGAGUUAUUAUGCUUAAAUAAAAUCCCAAACAAGA
Messenger RNA from Mytilus trossulus (common blue mussel), 1196 nucleotides. RefSeq names its product 1-deoxyxylulose-5-phosphate synthase YajO-like. Bases 106 to 1125 code for a protein of 339 amino acids. Lineage: Eukaryota; Metazoa; Mollusca; Bivalvia; Mytilida; Mytilidae. The transcript is spliced from 8 exons. Gene Ontology annotation, molecular function: oxidoreductase activity. The record is from RefSeq and is a predicted model, not a curated record.